GGCGGGGAUACGAUCAGAACGAAGGUAGACGUGCUGCUGAACGGGUGUUCAGUUCACAACAGUUCGUUACAACGGUAAAGGGCGAACGUGGGGAACAAACGAGCCUAACGGUGGCGCGAGAAACCUAGUGUGGUGUGCAAUUGUACGAGGUAAACGAAAUGUUCGAUGUCAUAAUCGAGUAUAGAACAUGAGGGUAAAUAUUUCGCGCAUCUAAAGACACGGUGAUCCUAUGGAUGUGCGCGCGCGAUACGACGUAAUUGCCUGGUGAAUAGCGUAUUCGAAUUAUGGUGAAUAUGGAAAGUUCAGGCGAGCAGCACACCGUGACAGCUUCACCGCUGCCACGGGCUGCUCCGAAGAGCAAUUUUCUAUCUAUUCGUCAUAUCAUACCCGAAGCUUGCGCCGGGACACCCGCGCCGUCGGUGAGUCAUUCGGAUUCUUCCGAUACCGGUCACGUUGAUGAUAGCGACAGCGAUCUUGACGUUACUGGUGACGUUAAUGGUACGGAAACGCCGCCUUUGGAUUGUUCUACUAAUACAACGUCCUCCAGUCCAAAUGAAAAAGAUUCGAAGGAGCAAACGGAAGACAAGAAGAAGGCGGAGAAACCACCAUACAGUUACAACGCGUUGAUCAUGAUGGCCAUUCGACAAAGUCCUGAUAAACGACUUACCUUGAAUGGCAUCUACGAGUACAUAAUGCGUCAUUUUCCCUACUAUGAGAAUAACAAACAGGGUUGGCAGAAUUCUAUUCGACAUAAUUUGUCGCUCAACAAAUGUUUCGUCAAAGUGCCCCGUCACUAUGACGAUCCGGGAAAGGGUAACUACUGGAUGUUAGAUCCAAGUUCCGAGGACGUGUUUAGGGGUACCACGGGGAAACUCCGACGCAGGACUACGGCGGCUUCCAGGUCUCGACUGGCAGCCUUCAAGAGGAGUGUAGUGCUUAAUGGACUUUAUUCGGCGCCUUAUCCACCUCCAGGGUGGCCGGCGUCGCUCUAUACUCUGCCGUGUCUCCAUCGUGCCGUCGGAUAUCCUCCGGUGACCGGUUCUUAUACAACUCCGGCUGGAUAUCCAGCUAGUCUGUUGCCUGGAGCGGCAACUGCGUCGGCCGCAGGUUUGCCCUGCAAACCGCAGCCUCUUCCAGCGACGGCGGCACCUCCGGCGGCUCACGGAGCGUUCUCCGUAGAAAGGCUGCUGCAAGCACCUACGGGUUAUCCCAGUAUUGCGGCGUCCGGACUCCCGCCACCAGGGAAUCCUUAUCAGGACUUCUACACCACCCUGAGAUCUAUUGCGGCGCAUCAGCAUCAGGCAGCGGUGUUCAAUCAACAACCUAGGUAUCAUCUCAGUCAAACGCCGGUUCUAAGUCAGCCUGCCUCUAGCACGGCUUCGCCCGGAAGUAGCCCGGAGCCGAUGGCUCCGCAUUCGCCGCCGGUUACCAUCUGUAACUCCGUCCAACCGCCAAGACCACUUACUCACAAUGCGCAGCAGAUUAUUUUAAAGCCCAUCACGGUCCUCACCGGCCGACAAAGCUGAAUCGCAAUUCGAGACUUUUUCAGAAAUGACCAUCCCCCCGGGAAGCGCAGCAUAUAGUUUUGCUUUGCAUGUCAAAUUAGCGUUAUGUUUGUCAGAUUAAAUUUUUAUAAUAAUAUAAAUGUAUAGAAUGGUAGUAAUUUAAUCAA
Nylanderia fulva is the source of this 1672-nucleotide messenger RNA. RefSeq lists its product as uncharacterized. The record is from RefSeq and is a predicted model, not a curated record. Gene Ontology annotation, cellular component: nucleus. Lineage: Eukaryota; Metazoa; Arthropoda; Insecta; Hymenoptera; Formicidae. Gene Ontology annotation, biological process: regulation of transcription by RNA polymerase II. Gene Ontology annotation, molecular function: sequence-specific double-stranded DNA binding; DNA-binding transcription factor activity.